Limanda limanda (common dab) is the source of this 850-nucleotide messenger RNA. Its product is annotated as cytochrome c oxidase assembly factor 3 homolog, mitochondrial. Gene Ontology annotation, cellular component: mitochondrial inner membrane. The coding region runs from base 44 to 349 and encodes 101 amino acids. Gene Ontology annotation, biological process: mitochondrial respiratory chain complex IV assembly. Lineage: Eukaryota; Metazoa; Chordata; Actinopteri; Pleuronectiformes; Pleuronectidae. The record is from RefSeq and is a predicted model, not a curated record. The transcript has 2 exons.
GUGAGGAAACAUCCCGACUCCUCCGCGCACGGUGACAGCAGACAUGGCCGACAAGACGCCGACGGAGCCCGGGUCCAAGGCGCCGUUCGCCACCAGGAUCGACCCGAUCAAGGCGGGUCUGUCCCUGGAGCAGAUGCACUUCAUCAAGCAGGUGGAGAUGGAUCAGUGGAAGAAGAAGACCGUGAGGCUGCGGGGCCGGAACGCGGUGACGGGGCUCGCCAUCGGGGCGCUCGUCCUCGGCAUCUACGGCUACACGUUUUACUCCGUGUCCCAGGAGACGGUGGUGGAGGAGCUGGAUGAGGAGGCCCGACGUGCGAGAGCGCGGGGGACAAAGACUGAUGCCAACUGAAAAACACAAGCAGCCUGGUGUUGUUGGACCGCGUGUCCGUCCUGCACUUAACCGAGAAGGGACUUAUGGUGGACACUGAUGCCACUGAUUCAUAUUCCACUGCUGGCCGCUGUUUUGCUUUUUCUUCCCCCCCCCCAUGUUGAGACACCACUGUAGUGGACUUUGUCUUGAUUGUGAAGUUCCGCGUGUUAAUAUCAAUUAAACUUGGCUGUCAGCGAUGAGGACUAAAUCCCCGGACCGUAACCAGACCUCUUACCUGUUAGACAAAAAGUCCAGAUUGAGGAUUAAUUACAACCUGCCAGGUUUCCAGCCCUGGUGAUCAUAUGACAUGGAUACAGUUUAAGGGGCACAUACUUUACACCAGUCAGCAAAUGUUAACUUUAGAGCAGCUUUUAACAGCAAAGAAUGACCCAGCUGAAACAACACAUGGAUCCACUUGUUGAAUUGUAUUAUUUAUGUCAAAAAGAGUGAUUUGUUGAAUAAAAAUCUAUUGUAUUUGAA